Epinephelus moara (kelp grouper) is the source of this 3350-nucleotide messenger RNA. RefSeq names its product SH3 domain containing 21 (gene mnmip1). Gene Ontology annotation, molecular function: protein binding. The record is from RefSeq and is a predicted model, not a curated record. The transcript is spliced from 17 exons. The coding region runs from base 176 to 1657 and encodes 493 amino acids. NCBI's taxonomy places the organism in Eukaryota, Metazoa, Chordata, Actinopteri, Perciformes, Serranidae.
GAAAAGUUGCCCAAUGUUAAUGUUUGACAAGUAGGAAGAAGGGCCUUGGCUGCCAUAUCUCACUCAGUCUUAGACAACACAACCACACUCUUUCAGUUCUCUUUCUGCUCGGGAGCUUGUUGCUGCUUUGUGAAGGAAUUACAUCAAAUCCGAGGGAGAAAGACAGAAAGACACCAUGGAGGUGCUGGUGCUGAUCGACUUCGAGGGCACCAUGGGAGACGAGAUCACAGUGAGGACGGGGGAUGUGGUCAAAAACGUCACCAAAGCCAGCGAGGAGGGAUGGCUGGAGGGGGAGCUGAGGGGAAAGAGAGGCAUCUUCCCUGCCAACUUUGUCAAGGAGGUGCCGGUGUAUCUGAUGGGAGACAGCAAUAGGGAACCACGGAGCAUUAGAAAAACGAAGAGGAUGAAACAGACAAGGAAAUGCGAGGUGGCGUACGCCUACAGCGCCAUGAAUGAAGAUGAGCUGAGUCUGGUUGUUGGGGAGACGAUAGAGAUCAUCAGAGAGAUUGAAGAUGGAUGGUGGAUGGGGGUGAAAUGUGGCAAAGUGGGAGCAUUUCCGUCGAAUUUCGUCAAAGAAAUUUUUGUUUCGCCUAAAGAAGGCAAGUACAACGAGAGCAAGGCAAGACCCAAGCUGACUGACGCAGUCUUCAACAAGGAGAUAUCUCAAAGGGCAAGUGUGAGGAACAAAGCAAAAAACGUGGCUGAGUGCUGCCAAGUCAUGUUUGACUACAAGGCCAAAGCAGCAGAUGAGCUGGAUAUGAAAAAAGGAGACGUUGUUGUGAUACUGAACAAGGAAACAGAAGAUGAAGGCUGGUGGGAGGGAGAGCUAAACGGACGCUGUGGCUUCUUUCCUGAUAACUUUGUCAUGGUGAUACCACCAAUGGACGGCCUGCAAUCUGGGACCGCAAACCAACGGCCUGCACGGACCAUUAGGAAGAAACUGUCAGUAAAGACAGAAGUCUCAGCGAUGGAGAAAGGUGGUCCAGCAAAGACAAAAGAUGAUAAACCAGAGGUUAAGGACCUGAGAAGCAACCCCCCAACCAAAGUCAAGUUGCCAACACUCAACAAGCCCACCCCGCCUCCAGUCAAAGACAAACCCACCAAGGUUUUACCCAAAACCAAUGGUGAUGUGGCUCCUGUUGCCCCAAAACAAGCGGAGGAGAAAGAAACCAACAGCUUUGACGGAGUGGACGUGCAGACAGAGAAGCUGUGCCAUCCUACAGCAAACAGAGCCAAACCGCCGCAGAGGAGACCGCCAUCAGGCCUCGUUUCAGCAACACAAGCCCAGGGCGCCACUGACCAGAAAGAACCAGAACUAUCGCCAAAAAAGUUCCAGACAGAGAAAUUACCUGGACUGCAAAAGGGUACAGAAAAUCUUCUGCCAUCGCCUGCAAGGCCUGACCCUCAACCCAAAACACCACCUCCGGUUCGACCAACACCACCCAAAGUAGUUGUGGAUGGCAGGACUGUGACCCAUAAAGGAGAAGCAACUAUGGAAAGCCUGCAAGCUGAGAUCAAAGAGCUGAGGAUGGCUCUGGAGCUGCUACAGACAAGACACGACCGAGACAUGCAGGAAGUGAAAGAAGAACUGAGGGAGGAGAGAAGCAAACGAGAGGCACUGCAGGAGGAAGUUCACAGUUUGAGGAUGAAGCAUUAAUCCAACCGCAGACAGCUGUCCAUCUGUCUGUCUGUCUGUCUGACACUGUGCCAUGCAGGCUCUCGCUCUGCAAUUUUAAACAAGAUGAACAUUUUUCUGACGUGGAAUGGGGAUGGAGAAAACAAGCGAGCUCUCCCACCGCAGACUCCAAAGCGAGGGCUGAAUUAGAAAGUAUAGUUGGAUCAAGCUCAUCCUGCACUCGACCGGAGAAACUUGAUUCUUCAAAAGACUUUUUAAUGUACUGUUAAAGUUUUUACAUAUUUGAAUGCUGGAAAUCACAAAUAUUGGUCCUAAGUGGGUUGUUUUAAAUUGUUUUGUUUCAAAUGUCUAAUUUGUUACUUUUAUCAUUACUGUACUUUUAACAUUUACACAGUUAAUGCCUCAGCAGAGUGUGUAAUAUAUGCAGCUGUACAUAGGAGGAUAUAUUGUGAUGUCAUUUGCAAAGAACUAAAAUAUAAUUAUAAGUCAUCCAAAGGGGCAUUGUUACAUGAAUGUUCAUACCUGAGAUACUACUGUCAAAAACAUGGGCUGACAUGCAGGUGAUUUUCUACACCAGAAUGUAAUGCUGCAUAAAUCCACUGGGGGGCAGUGUAUGACUAUGAUACAUAAAGAGAAGUGCUUAACUUUUCAGUCAAUGUUGGUGGAAGUAACCAGGCAAUAGUGACCUCACAUUAGUAAAACAUAUUUCAUUCAACAGAGUGAAUGUGUUGAGAUAUACAGAAAUGGCUGAUGUUAAUGGACUGUGCUUUUAUAAAACAAAAUCUUGAAAACACUUCGUGGGUUAAACAGAGUUUGUGGUCAGCUGCGUUUUUUUGCCGUUAAGUGGAAAAGGCAUCCUGUGUCACUCUGAGAAAAACUGACUCACACUGAAAACUCUGAACACAGUGAGUCAUCGCGAUGGAUGCAGAGAACGUGGGAAGAGAACUAAUAACAAAUUCUUUACACCCACCAGAGGGAGGGCUAUUUAAUUUGACCACGCCGUCUUUACAGUAAGAAUCCGGUUUUGGCUCCAAGUGGUAUAGCGGCGGCGGUGGUAGUGCGCUCCUGUCUAAGCCUACUAGUGUUGCCCACUGUAGAGCACAUCUGGACAACAUCUGGAGCUCAUCAGGGACCGGGUGCUUCUGAAACUUCCAUGGGAACAUACUAUUUUUAAAAACUGUGUUGAAUAACGGUCAUUACAGGCACAUUCCCUCUCGGACGAGGGUUGAAAUAAAUGAAACUAAACAAACAAAAGGGUCAGUUUAUAUUGCACAAUUUUUGCAAGAUAUGAAGUGUCAAUGUCCUUUUCUGCACAGACCUGCACACUAAAGCAAAGAUUUUUUUCACUGAAGGGCCUCUAAAAUAUUUAAUAAUGUCAGUAAUGAUGAAGGAGCUUAACAGAAAUGGUGCUAUAAAGUACCCCAAAGUGAUUCUUUGGCUUGUAAUCAUGUUUUGGUGCUAUAUGGCACACAUCUUUUACAGGUGCUACACGGUGCCUUUGUCAAAUAGUGCUACAUAGACCCUUGAGAGAUACCAAAUAGCAGUAUAAUGCUUUAAAAUUUUACGCCUUCGGGCUCUUAAAUGAUGUCAGAUAAUACCUUGGACGAGUCAAUAUUCCUCUACAUCUGUGGUUCCCAACUGGUCCAGCCACGGGGUCCAGAUUUCUUUUUAGUCAUUAGUUCAAGGUCCACACAGGUUGGUACAUUUAGCAGCA